AUGUCACAAUUUGCAUAUUACAUAUAUGGAAUAUGUUUUCUGUUUUCAGAAUAUACGAUAAUAUUCAUAUCUAUCUAUCUAUCUAUCUAUCUAUCUAUCUAUCUAUCUAUCUAUCAAUUUGUUCAUAUCUAUCUCACGUCUCCCCUCAAACAUCUCACUCAACAUCCCGUCUCUCUUUCUUUCUCUCGCUCUCUCUUUCUCUUUCACUCUCUCUCUUUCUCUCUUUCUCUGUCUCCGUCUCUUCUCAUCCUCCUAUUCUACCACUUUAUUGCAUCCCUUUUAUCUUUUAACGUAUUCUCUCUCUCUCUCUUUCUCUCUCUCAUUUUCCAUAUUUUCUUUGUUCGUCCUUUACAUGCCUUCGAUUUAUUCACCCACUCUUUUUGUUCAUUUUCAUUCUCUUUUUACCUCUUUUCUUUCCUUUUGACCUUUCCCAUUCUUUAUCACCUUCCUCCUCCACCUUCUCCUCCUUCGCCGUUUGUUUUUCUUUUCUUUCUCAUUCCUCCACUAUUCUUCCUCCUACCCCAUCUUCCCCAUUUCUUUUCCUCUGACGUCAUUUCUUCUGUUCCCCUCCUCCUACUGUCUUUUAUCUUUCCCUUUCUUUCUCACUUCCUCCUCCUCCACAUUUUAUUAUUCUACUCUUUCUCUUUUCUUCUAUAUUUUUCCUUACCUCUCAUUUUUGUAUUUCUUUUCCUCUUUUUUUCAUUUUCAUUCUCUUUUUCUAUCCACUCUUGUCUUUCACUUUCUUUCUCAUCUCUUCUGUGUCUACAUUCAUUUUUAUUUUUAUUUUCUCUUCCUUUUAUUUCCAAUGCUUUUUUUCUAUCUUCACCUCCUCUUUUUAAAUGUCACCUUCAUUGUCUCCUCCUCCUCUGUCUCGUUUUUUUUCAUCUCCUUCUUUCGCCAUCUUCCCUUCUACAUUUCUCGUUUCUCAAACCCUUCUUCCUUUUACGUUCACUUUUGUCUUUCAUCUCCUUGUCUUUUUUUUAUCUUUCAUUUUCCUUCUCGUUUUUACCUCCUUCGUAUUGUUUUAAUGUUUCCUUUUCUCUUUUUCCUCAUAUCUUUUCCCUCUCUUUCUUUCAUUUCUUUCACUGUUUUUUUUUCUUCAUUUUCUUUUUUCCCUUCUCUACUUGUUUUUUCUUCGCAAUACUUCGCAUCUCUUCUUUCUCCACAUUUUUUUUUGUAUUAUUUUCUUUUCUCUUUCCACGAACAUUAUACAUCUCCCCUAUUUCUUUCAUUCACUUUUCGCCUUCCCAUUCUCUCUAUAUCUUUUAUCUUUCAUUUUCCUUGUCAAUAUCUCUGCCACCUCCAUUUUUUUUAAAAAUUUUUAUCGUUUCUCCAGUAUUUCUUCUUCACUCUAUUUUUUUUACAUUUUUUUCUUUCAUUUUAAGCUUUUCACCUCUUCUCCUUCUCUUUUUAUCUUUCACUUCGAUUGUCUCCUCCUCCUGCCGCCUCAACUACUUUCUCGUUCUUCUUCCCGCUUUUUUCUUCUCACUCUUUCCCUAUUCGUCAUCUAAUGUAUUUCUUCUUCUUUCUUUUUUUCAUGUUCAUUUUCUUUUCAUUUUUCUCUUUCCUUCCCUAUUCUUCAUUCAAUGUAUUUCUUCCAUUUAUCUAUGCUCCUUCUUUUUUAAUUCCCAUUCCCUUUUUUUCUUUGCCGCCUUUUUUAUCCUUUUCCUUCUCAUUUUUCUCUUUCUUUCGCUAUUCUUCUUCAUCCAUAUUUUUUUCCAUUUAUUGUCGCUUCUUCCUUUUUAA
Acanthosepion pharaonis is the source of this 1746-nucleotide messenger RNA. Lineage: Eukaryota; Metazoa; Mollusca; Cephalopoda; Sepiida; Sepiidae. The record is from the annotation of a GenBank genome assembly.